Staurois parvus is the source of this 324-nucleotide messenger RNA. Lineage: Eukaryota; Metazoa; Chordata; Amphibia; Anura; Ranidae. The record is from the annotation of a GenBank genome assembly.
AUGUAUUCCUGUCCUGAGUGUGGAAAAUAUUUUUCAGUCAAGUCCAAUCUUUACAAACAUCAGAGAUUGCACAUGGGGUUAAAAUCAUAUUCCUGCCCUGAUUGCGGAAAAUGUUUUGUUCAAACAUCGGAUCUUGUCAAACAUCGAAGGACUCACACGGGGGAGAAGCCGUUUUCUGUCCUGAGUGUGGGAAAUGUUUUUCACAGAAGUCCAAUCUUAUCGCGCAUCAGAUAUUGCACAUGGGGCAGAAGCCGUUAUUCUGUCCUGAGUGAGGGAAUUGUUCCUCAACGAAGUCCUGUCUUCCUGUACAUCAGGGAUCCUUGA